CCAUCAUAGUUUUCCAUUAUCACCCACGGCAAUAUUCUCUACACUGCCUACAUAUUUCAGAGACCGAAGAAGAAAAACCAUUAAUAGCCACAGGGAGUUUCGCAUUUAAAAUUAGUUAGUUUCACAUUCCGCAAUUCGAUAAUUACGUAUAAAUUUUAUCAACUGAAAGUGUGAAGUUUUAGUUGAUUUCUAUAAGUGUUACAAAGAAAACUGUUUACUACCAAUAAACGCUGGAGGCUGUUGAAUGAGCUCAGUUAUGAACUGCGUUACCUUGGACGUGACGUCAAAAACACUUUGAUUCGCAAAGACAGGAAAAUCCGUGUGGCAUAAACGUGAUUUCCGGUUGGAGACUCGACCAUGAGGAGCAGCAGCUCGGAGCUGCUCCUGGAUCAACAACAGGAACUCAGGAAACGGAAACUCCUGGAACUGGCUCAACCAAAGAAGAAGAAGAAGUCACCGAAGAGGACGUGUCGGGAAAGGAUAUGGUUCUACACAACGUCGUUUCUAGCCAUGACUGCUCUUGGAGGAGGAUCCUCAUUGCUUUUCCUUGUCCCGUUUUAUGUGGAUCCCGCCAUAUCCACUUUGGCGGCAGACUUUGUCUCGGAACCUGUAAAGUGUGUGACCAUAAGGCGAGAAGACCUCUGCGGAAUUUUCAAUUGCACAUGGAGUUCCUGUCGGGAAGGUUGUACAAGCGAUAUAUACAGUUGUACUCAUAUUUACGUCAUGUAUUCAACCGCGCCGUACCAUAUGAAAGACUCAACUUUGAUACAAGACAGUGAUGACGUUGGAAACUUCUCUUCUACCGUCUCGUUAUCAACCACGAAACCGACUGCAACAUCUGCGGUGACACCGCUGCCUGGAGAGAAUUUCACCGACGAAGCUAUCCUCCUAGUGAAUAUCAGGGGGUGCGGAUAUCCUCCUGUGAUUGACUGUGAGAACUUUACUGCUAUGUACGGAAAAGAAAACACGGAGUUUCCCUGUUAUUACUCCCGCAAGAACCGAACUGUUGUUCUCAUCCAUUACGACCGAGAGAAACACGUGCAAGCGAUCAUCCACUACUUUGCUGUGCCCUUUAUCGUGUUCUUGGCGACGUCCAUAGCACUCUGCGUUAUGUAUUGCGAUUGUCGGUGUGGAUCGGACCGGUCCCGUAGGAGGCGCCAUGCAAGACGUUGUGCAGUCGAGGACUCCAGUGAUGGCUCCAUCAGCACAAGGGUCGAUAUGCUAGCACCGCAAGCAGAUGUGACGCGACCACUCUGACAAAGGGAGGAAACGGUCGAAAGUCAACUGAUGACGACUUCGCAGUCCAGUGACCGUUAACUAUCGGAACCAAUCACCAAGCCGUACUUAGCGGAAUCAACAUCACCAAGUGAAAAUGUCCCCCCUCAACGGUUAGAGAAUUACGUGUCUUAUAAAUCCUACGUCAUGACCACACAUUAGAUUAUAUAUAAUUAAACUUAUACAUACUACCUUUUUAAAAUGAACAAUAUUUUGUUUCUUUCGUGCCUGAUGGACAUUUUAUCUUCCGCUUUUACAGUUUUGGGCCCGAUUGUAAAUUAUUUUCAUGGUUAGAUAAAAUAGGCAUUGGGUUAUGUAGAAGAGUUUCGAUUGUAGUAAUUUGAGAGUAUAUUGUGCCCAUAGGCUCUGAGGUACAAUAUAGUUUAUUUUAUAGCAUAAGCCAAACAUGAUCUGAAAAAUGUUCGGUGUUAGUAUUCCACAGAGAAUAAUUUCACUAUAACAUUUCUAAAUCUCUGCUAAACAGGAAGUUUCUAGGAAAGUAACACGUGGUAGGAAACUUAGAAAGUUAGAGAAAGAAUGCAAUUCCUAUACUGCUACACUUAAAUUAUUAUUUUAUUUAUCUUCCGGACAAAUUGAAAUGAGUGUCCUAUGCAACCUGUUUGUGCUGCUGGCUGUCCUGUCAGAAUACCUUUCCAUCUCUCCAAACCCGUAUACUUGCAGAAAUUGCCAAACGUGAAGCCCAAAUUACUGUAUAUUUCUGUAACUGAUUACUUAUGACUGUCUUUGCUAUUGUAGUUUUUGAAAAUAUAUAUUUAUAUAUUCAUUCGUUAAAAUGUUUCAGAAUAUGUAACUUAUUAUGUACGAUCAUUUUUCUUGUAUUGGUCGUAAGUUAUUUAUUUCACGAUGAAUCCUAUAGUUUCUUCAAUAAACAUCACUAUUUUAAGUUAUAAAUAAUGUAUGAAGAACUUAUAAAAAAUCGGCCCUUACAAAUUGUUUGGAUAUAUAGCCUUAGUAAAUAUCUUUUAUUCAACUG
Messenger RNA from Cryptotermes secundus, 2269 nucleotides. It is a transcript of the gene Teh1, whose product is annotated as protein tipE. The record is from RefSeq and is a predicted model, not a curated record. Bases 358 to 1257 code for a protein of 299 amino acids. Gene Ontology annotation, biological process: regulation of sodium ion transport. Gene Ontology annotation, molecular function: sodium channel regulator activity. The transcript is spliced from 2 exons. Lineage: Eukaryota; Metazoa; Arthropoda; Insecta; Blattodea; Kalotermitidae.